Molecule: messenger RNA, 895 nt
Organism: Pocillopora verrucosa
Lineage: Eukaryota; Metazoa; Cnidaria; Anthozoa; Scleractinia; Pocilloporidae
Product: peroxisomal 2,4-dienoyl-CoA reductase [(3E)-enoyl-CoA-producing]
Biological process (GO): fatty acid catabolic process
Cellular component (GO): peroxisome
Molecular function (GO): 2,4-dienoyl-CoA reductase (NADPH) activity
Source: RefSeq, a predicted model, not a curated record
GUUAUUCCAAGAUGGCGGAGGCGGUGCUGGAGAACGACAUUGCUUGCCUUGAUCACUAUGAUUACUUUUUCCGUCCGAACAUUCUCCAAGGGAAGGUGGCGUUUAUCACGGGAGGUGGUUCUGGUAUUGGGUUUACUAUUACUGAAGUUCUGAUGAGACACAGCUGCUCUGCUGUAAUAGUGGGUCGGAAGUUUGACAGACUUAAAAAGGCAGCUAAGAAACUGGAAGAUGUGACAGGACAGAAAUGUCUCCCAGUAAAGGUUGAUGUGAGAAAGGUGAAUGAAGUUGAUGCUGCCGUAGACAUGGCACUGAAACAUUUCUCAAAAAUAGAUAUUUUAGUUAAUAGUGCAGCAGGAAAUUUUCUAUGCCCUGCAAGCCAGCUUUCAUACAAUGGAUUGAAAACAGUUUUUGACAUUGAUGCUUUUGGAACCUUCAAUGUGAGUAAAGCUGUGUAUAACAAAUGUUUUAAGAAUAAUGGCAGUGGUAACAUCAUCAACAUCACAGCCACACUUCAUCACAAUGGACACCCUCUGCAGUGUCAUGCUGGAGGUGCAAAAGCUGCAAUUGAGGGUAUGUCAAGACAUCUUGCUGUUGAAUGGGGCCCAGAUGGUGUGAGGGUAAACUGUGUUGCACCUGGUGCUGUGAAGGACACAGAGGGUUUCCGUAGACUAGGUGGCAAACAUCUCCCACCAAACUUCAUUGAGAAUGUACCUUUACAAAGACUGGUUUCUCGCCAAGAUGUGGCAGAUAGUGUACUCUUCCUGGCGAGUGGUGCUUCAGCUUUUAUCACAGCAAACACACUGGUGGUAGAUGGUGGUAGUUGGAUCACAAAUUCUGUUUCCAUGGCAACAAUGAACAAGGCAAUUAGCAAGCUGUGAUCCACGAGACUCAGUAG